AUGGCUUCCAGCUCGAUGUCAAGCAAUGAAUCUAUGCUUUCCUACUUUCAUCUUCGCCGGAGUGGACGUCGCAUUGAUUCACAGGAAACUCUCAUCCUAGGGAAAACGGACGGGGACACAGAGUUGCCGGACAGUAGACCGGUUGAAUUUGAGGCGGUCCGUUCUAGUGCUGAACUUGCAGCAUUUUUCCCAAGAACGGAAGAGCCCAAUGCAGACAUGUCUAUCAUCAGAGAAGCUGGACCAGUGGUGGAGGGCAACAGUGCCGUGGAUCCCAGACCAAGGAAACUCAGCAACAAGGAGAAAGCAGCCAUGGGGGCGAACAGGGUCGGGAUGUGGACCCGUCAACGGGUUUGUUGCCCACAUGACCCCGAGACCAGUGUGGAUCUAUGGAAACCAGAUGGUUGCUUGUGGGGCGAGGGUCUCAAUCAUGACAUAGUCUCGGUUGUGAACAAGUUCAAGUUCAAGAAGUCUCGGCGGCAACAGCCACAGCACCAUACUUGCCGCCAGUUUGCUUCGUUCCUGAAGAUGAACAUGCGUCGCAAAGGAUGGAAAAUGACAGAGACCACGGAGAUGCCUGGCCCUGGAUUUAUCAAGAUGCUUCCAGCAGAGUAUGAGCAAUCCGAUUAUCUCAGCCAUUUCUCUUUUAGCGACGGCGAAACCAACUGAGAGAUGCAUUUGCAGUUGAUCCGAUAUGGGUCUUGACGUAGUUUUGACACACAAAAUUUCAACUGAUCCAUUUUACUUUUGGUAUGGUGCACCAUGAAAAUUUGGCCAGCUGCAUUCAUGGAACAGCGUGGCGCUGGUGCACGGUGGUGGUGCCAAUUAAGUUGCACAUGUUAACAUUGUUUGGGCACAUCGGUGCCAAUUCCAAUUCAAUCUGAGAUUCAAUUUGCUGCCACUCUGCCAUGCAGUCAUCAGUGACAGUGGGCAGUGGCGUUUCCGGGUGAGG
Cladocopium goreaui is the source of this 949-nucleotide messenger RNA. NCBI's taxonomy places the organism in Eukaryota, Dinophyceae, Suessiales, Symbiodiniaceae. The record is from the annotation of a GenBank genome assembly.